UCGGCCUUUUCCGCCCGCUCCCCCCUCCCCCCGAGCGCCGCUCCGGCUGCACCGCGCUCGCUCCGCGCUGUCAGGCUAGCGCCGCUGUCCCCAGCCGUCACCAUGAUUAUCUACCGGGACCUCAUCAGCCAUGACGAGCUGUUCUCCGACAUCUAUAAGAUCCGGGAGAUCGCGGACGGGCUGUGCCUGGAGGUGGAGGGCAAGAUGGUCAGUAGAACAGAGGGUGCCAUCGAUGACUCGCUCAUUGGUGGAAAUGCUUCCGCUGAAGGUCCGGAGGGCGAAGGUACCGAAAGCACAGUAGUCACUGGUGUUGACAUUGUCAUGAACCAUCACUUACAAGAAACCAGCUUCACAAAAGAGGCCUACAAAAAGUACAUCAAAGACUACAUGAAAUCACUCAAGGGCAAACUAGAAGAACAGAAACCAGAAAGAGUAAAGCCUUUCAUGACUGGAGCUGCGGAGCAAAUUAAGCACAUCCUUGCUAAUUUCAAUAACUACCAGUUUUUUAUUGGUGAGAACAUGAAUCCAGAUGGUAUGGUUGCUCUCCUGGACUACCGUGAAGAUGGUGUGACUCCAUUCAUGAUUUUCUUUAAGGAUGGCUUAGAGAUGGAAAAAUGUUAACAAAUUGGAUCUAUCACCUGUCACCAUAAUUGGCUGCUGCUUACAUCCAUACAACACCAGGACUUUAGGACAAAUGGGACUGAUGUCAUCUUGAGCUUUUAUUUUGACUGAUUUAUUUGGAGUGGAGGCAUUGUUUUUUUAAGAAAAAAACAUGUCAUGUGGGUUGUCUAAAAAUAAAGUGCAUUUAAAUUCA
Molecule: messenger RNA, 814 nt
Organism: Apodemus sylvaticus (European woodmouse)
Lineage: Eukaryota; Metazoa; Chordata; Mammalia; Rodentia; Muridae
Gene: Tpt1
Product: tumor protein, translationally-controlled 1
Exons: 6
Coding region: 103-621 (172 amino acids)
Cellular component (GO): cytoplasm
Molecular function (GO): calcium ion binding
Source: RefSeq, a predicted model, not a curated record